GGGUGAAAAAGAAAAUUGAAAGCGAAUGAAGGAAGAGAAGAGGAACGAGGGAGAGGGAGAAGAAGACGCGCGUCAUGACAACCGUUAAGUGAUUCGUGAGAAGAUAUGACGUGGCAUCUUCAUAGCUCUCUGAUUUUUCUUCCAAAAAAUCAAAAUUCCCCACUUGCCAUUCGCUUCCGUUCUUCUCGUCACUUCUCUUCCUCUCCUUCUCAUCUGAUUCUGAAUCUCGCAACGAGAAACGCCGUUUCCCUAUCCCAAUCUCCAGGAUUUGCAUUAUUCGUGUAUUGCUGUGAUUUGAGAGUGUUGUGAAAUUUUACUGGCGGGAAUGUUCAUGCAUGAGUGAUUUUGAAAGCUUAGUUGCUUAUUUGAUUGUGAUAUAAAGAUUGUGAUGGCUUCAGCUGUCGUGAAUUUCGUUAACGCUACGUUAGAUUGGGUGACGUUUGCUUUAGAUGCUCCUUCUGCGCGAGCUGUAGUUUUUGGAGUUCAUAUCGGUGGACAUUUAUUUAUCGAGGUUUUUCUCCUGGUGGUCAUACUUUUCUUACUUUCUCAGAAAAGUUACAAGCCUCCUAAAAGACCCUUAACAAACAAGGAAAUUGACGAGUUAUGUGACGAGUGGGUUCCUGAACCCCUUAUUCCUUCUCUUAAUGAAGAGUUGCAGUAUGAACCGCCAGUGCUGGAGAGUGCUGCUGGGCCACAUACCAUUAUUAAUAGCAAAGAUGUUGUCAAUUUUGCUUCAGCAAACUAUCUUGGGUUUAUAGGUCAUCAAAAGCUACUUGACUCGUGUUCUUCUGCUUUGGAGAAAUAUGGUGUUGGUUCCUGUGGUCCUCGUGGGUUUUAUGGAACAAUUGAUGUCCACCUUGACUGUGAAGCAAGAAUAGCGAAGUUUUUAGGAACCCCUGAUUCAAUUCUCUAUUCUUAUGGACUUUCCACCAUGUUCAGUGCAAUUCCAGCUUUCUCUAAAAAAGGAGAUAUAAUUGUGGCGGAUGAAGGAGUCCAUUGGGGAAUACAAAAUGGCCUUUAUCUUUCUAGAAGCACAGUGGUGUAUUUUAAGCACAAUGACAUGGAUUCUUUAAGAGAAACUCUACAUAAUAUUAUUUCCAAAAACAAGCGGGCCAAGCAAUUGAGGCGUUAUAUUGUUGUUGAAGCUGUCUACCAGAAUUCUGGCCAAAUAGCACCCUUAGCCGAGAUCAUUAAAUUGAAGGAAAAAUAUCGUUUUCGUGUUUUGCUGGAUGAAAGCAAUUCAUUUGGUGUUCUUGGAAGUUCUGGAAGAGGUCUCACUGAAUACUGUGGAGUUCCAGUUGAGAAGAUAGAUAUCAUAACUGCUGCUAUGGGACAUGCAUUGGCUACAGAAGGAGGAUUCUGCACUGGAAGUGCUAGAGUUAUAGAUCACCAACGAUUAAGUAGCUCUGGUUAUGUCUUUUCUGCUUCUUUGCCUCCAUAUCUUGCAAGUGCUGCAAUUACAGCUAUUGAUGUCCUGGAGGAAAAUCCAAAUCUGAUAACAAAGCUGAAGAGCAAUAUUGCCUUGUUAUGGAAAGGAUUAUCAAAAAUACCAGGCUUCACAGUUGCAAGUAAUCCAGAGUCACCGAUUAUUUAUUUGAGAUUAAAGAAAUCAACAGGUUCCAUGAAAGAUGACCUACAUCUGCUUGAAAAUAUUGCUGAACGUCUUUUGAAAGAAGAUUCUGUAUUUGUGGUGGUUUCCAAAAGAUCAACAUUGGACAAAUGCCGUUUGCCUGUGGGAAUUAGAUUAUUUGUUUCUGCUGGGCAUUCAGAGAAUGAUCUGAUCAAGGCGUCUGAAUCAUUGAAAAGGGUUGCAGCAUCAGUCUUGGGUGGUCAUAAUUGAACGGUGUACAACCUUCUAUUGGAUCUUUUUAUGUACCAAAGACAUAAGUUCUAUUCUUCUAUGUUUAGGUGAGCAAUUUUGAGAUCCGGGUGAUGAAGAAAGUCCUGUAGUUGAUUAUUCAUGUAAUAUUCUGUGCUAGUUUAGGGUAACAGUAUUUUGCGCGUUACUCAUUGGUUUAUACGUGCCUCAAGUGGUAGAAUAAGGAUCUAAUGUUUCUUAUCAUGAGUUGGGGAAAAUGCCUAUGAAUUACAUUCCGGUAUUUUUUUGGUCACUUCGAUUGCUUGCAUGAGAUAUCCAUAUUACAUUAUUCAUUGGUUAGCUGUUCAACAGUGAGGUUGGCGAAGGUCCCUACCAUUGCCCGAAUACAUACUCGAAGUUGCUUUUCUU
Abrus precatorius (Indian licorice) is the source of this 2227-nucleotide messenger RNA. Its product is annotated as long chain base biosynthesis protein 1. The record is from RefSeq and is a predicted model, not a curated record. Lineage: Eukaryota; Viridiplantae; Streptophyta; Magnoliopsida; Fabales; Fabaceae. Bases 389 to 1840 code for a protein of 483 amino acids. Gene Ontology annotation, cellular component: endoplasmic reticulum. The transcript is spliced from 13 exons. Gene Ontology annotation, biological process: sphingosine biosynthetic process; ceramide biosynthetic process. Gene Ontology annotation, molecular function: pyridoxal phosphate binding; serine C-palmitoyltransferase activity.